AUGGCUCGCGGCGAGGAUGCUGAAGUCGCUGCUUAUACUAGUACCACCUUGCAACUGAUUAAAAGCCCACUGGCCGAAAGAAAGAAUAUCGAAGCGGCAGCGCUUAGCAAUGCUAGAAAUCCUUCAUUCAUUGCUGAUGCCGAUGUGGACGAUGGUCUGGAGUUCGCCAAGGUCCAUGAAAUCAAUGACACUUCAAGUCUUGGAUCAUUUGUGGGAUACAUACUACUUCUCUGGACAACUUGGCUCUUAACAACCCUAUAUGAUGUCCGUUAUGUCACUGACAGUGUCUGGGAGCGACUUUGCCGUGCAGUGCACUUGGCUGUCAUGGUUGGCUUUGCUGAACUCGGUCCAACAUUUGACUUUUUCAAGGAAGCAAAAUCUGUCUUCCGGGCCAUGUGCUUAUUUCUCAUGGUGUCUAGAUUCAUGCUCGCGCUUCAGUAUUUUACAGUGUUACUCCAAAUUCGCAAGCAUAGAGAAACCAGAGUACCACUUAUGAUCGCAACGGGAUUUCAUUUGCUAUUCGCCGUAAUCUAUUUAGCGGUAUCCUUUUUAUCCGUUGAUGAAGCAAGCUCAGUCGUUGCCGUCAGUUGGUAUAUUGGGGCAGUAGCCGAGGUCGCCAUUCAUCUUGGGCUCUCCAGUCUCAAAGCUCUCAGUCUAUCUGAUACUCAUCUUAGCGAGCGCAUGAAUCUGCUUACUUUGAUAAUCCUUGGUGAAGGAGCAAUCAUCAUAGCGAGGAAUAUACAGACUGUUGUGAAAAAUACCUUCCUAAAAGACAGCAACAAUAUGUGGUCUGCUGCUCUCAUCGGAGUUGUCACAUGCGCGGUUGCGCUGAUUUACUUCGUCUACCAGAUGUACUUCGAUUGGAUGCAUUCUGGCAAAUUGACUCAUAAGCGACAGAUGUUUUGGGUUUCCUGGCACCUUCCAUUCCAUGUCGCUCUGGUCCUUCUUCUAGAGGGUGCAAAUCAGUUCAUUGCUUGGUCUCAAGCGCUUCAGUCGAUCAAUUCAGCCGCUCAGAGCAUCGUCAAUAUUACUUUUGAGCUACCUAGUAGCCCAACUACAAAAGAAGUGGUUCGAAUAUUAAAUGAAACAGUGACGGAGCUCCUCGAGUCAUACCCUCCCGAAGACGAAGUUGCAGCUCUGGAUGACAUCGAGAGAACUUAUCAGAGCUUGCUUACUCUUCCAGACUCCUUUUGGAAUGUGAAUGGCCAACUAGCCGACAAUGACCCAGAAAUGGUGCGCUGGCUUAACGGCACGAGAGAUCUUGCGCAAACUGUCUUUAAUGGAAUAUUUGCGUCGUUUAGUCUCGCGGCACCUGCAGAGGAGACCGAAUCUACAGAUGUGCAGUCUGCCACCGAAGCCGCGUAUUUAGCCACUGCGAAUAAGUUUGGAACUGUGCCGGCUUAG
Messenger RNA from Trichoderma aggressivum f. europaeum, 1404 nucleotides. RefSeq lists its product as uncharacterized. The transcript is spliced from 8 exons. NCBI's taxonomy places the organism in Eukaryota, Fungi, Ascomycota, Sordariomycetes, Hypocreales, Hypocreaceae. The coding region runs from base 1 to 1404 and encodes 467 amino acids. The record is from RefSeq and is a predicted model, not a curated record.